AUGAACGAGCAAUUCACCUGGACCUCCCCAAACCUAAACCAACACCACUUCAUCACCUUCGCAAAUCUCCUCGCCCUCCGAAACGGCGGACAGGUUGAACCAGCCUCCUCACCCCAUGACUCCGAAGAAAAAGAAGAAGAAGAGGACAACCCCAACAAUACCAAUGACGCAGACAGCAUCAACACAACCCAAGUCCAUCAAAUCUCAGACUCUGGAAAUACCAAACUAAAAAGAAAGUUCCUAGAUUGUUUGGCAGAACUCGCUGCCAAUGACAAGGGCGCAAGGUUUGUGGCAUGUUCUUGUAUGAGAGAAGGGGAGGAUGAGGUGACUGUGUGGAUUAGUCGGAAUGAAGGGUUUCGGGAGGUUGAUUAUACUGUUUUCGAGAGGUUGGGACGUUUGUUAAGGGGAUUGGGGUCUGGUGAUUCUGGUGAGUUUCUGUCUCAGUGUAGAUUUAUCUAG
Messenger RNA from Aspergillus oryzae RIB40, 459 nucleotides. RefSeq lists its product as uncharacterized. The record is from RefSeq and is a predicted model, not a curated record. Lineage: Eukaryota; Fungi; Ascomycota; Eurotiomycetes; Eurotiales; Aspergillaceae. The coding region runs from base 1 to 459 and encodes 152 amino acids. The transcript has a single exon.